AAUGUCUGGAGAGUUACCUAAAAUCACUUCUAAGAGUUUAUUUUCUACUUAUGUAGAAAAAAAGAAUGCUGAAGAAGAAGCUGUAAAAAUAAAAAAUAGAAUUGAUUAAAUAAGACAAGAACGUGAAAAAAUAUUAAAAAGAAUAUAAGCAGAAGAAUUAAAGGCAGAACAAAUUUACAAACAUAGAUUGGAAUUAUAAUUAAAGGUAAUUUGUACAUUAAAAUUAUAGAAAGAAGAAAAAAUCAGAUAGAAGGUUGAAGCACCCCCUCCUUUCUCUUUAAGUGUUUCUAGAGCUUAAAGAGAGACUUUAAAGAAAAUAAAAGAAGAAAUGCUUAACAGAAAGAAAACAGAAGUAAAGGAAUUUAGAAGUUGGCAUCGAUAAGAUUUAUAUGAAACAAGAACUUAGAAAAGUUUAGAUCAUGAAACUUAUCGUUCUAAAGUCCUUUAAGGUAAGGAAGAAGAGAGAUAGGCAAAUUUAAAUACAUUGGCUAAAUUAAAAGAAAGAAGAGAUAGAAUCAGAUAUGAUAUAGAAAUUGAAAAAGAUAGAGUUCUAAGAGAGAAAAGUGAAUAUGAUUAGAAAAUCUAAGAAUUAGAAUAAUUAGAAUAAUUAGAAUUAGCAAAUUUAUAGAACACACUCUAAAGAUAAAAUUAAACAAAAGAAAAAGUUAAUUUAGCUUAAAGUCUAUCACCUAAAGAAUUUGAAGCUAAAUUUGGUUAUAAUUCUACAAGAAAUAUAUAGAAUUCAACAAGUUCAUGA
Paramecium pentaurelia is the source of this 757-nucleotide messenger RNA. The record is from the annotation of a GenBank genome assembly. NCBI's taxonomy places the organism in Eukaryota, Ciliophora, Oligohymenophorea, Peniculida, Parameciidae.